GCACAGGCCCGAAGCCGCGCCUGCCCUCACACCCAAGAGCUAGUGAUUCUCUAAAACGGCUCUAUCCACCACCACCUAGGGAGGGCGACAACUGUAUUACCGAUAAAUCAUCCACAACUCAUCCGUCAACUAGAUAAAUUGUCGUUGACGGCCAUUGAGAUGCGUCGUUUCACUUCAGCUUCGAUCAUGCUAGUCACCAUGGCUUUCACCAGCCCGGCGUUUGCAGGCCCAGCCGCGUACGGCGUCUGCCAGGCCGGCUGCGCGGCUGUUGUCAUGGCCUGCUACUCUGCCGCUGGCUUCACUUGGGGAGCCACUCUCGGCGUUUCGGCUCCACCUACCAUAAUCGCCUGUAACACUUCAUUUGGCACUUGCCAGGCCGCCUGCGCGGCAGUGCUACUCAGCCCCACCCCGUAAUAUGGUGCCGGGAAUAAGGCUCAACUACGUCACAGCGCCAGCCGCUCCACCCUAUACCCCCACCCCCCAUCAAAAAACCACUACCUUUCCAUUUAGUGUCCAGGCCCACCCAGUCUGCAGCGCUUGCAAACUCGCGUUUUAUGGGAUUUAGAGAAGCAAAUGUGUACAGAUUCCUCGGUGAAUUGCGGCUUCGAAAAUAGCACAUGGAUUUCGCGCAAGCGCACCGGAUUGCAAAUUGAUGUGUCCUCCCAGCGCCCUAAUAGUAGCGGUAGGAAGCCGGCGUUUGUUC
Messenger RNA from Gaeumannomyces tritici R3-111a-1, 703 nucleotides. RefSeq lists its product as hypothetical. The transcript is spliced from 2 exons. The record is from RefSeq and is a predicted model, not a curated record. Lineage: Eukaryota; Fungi; Ascomycota; Sordariomycetes; Magnaporthales; Magnaporthaceae. The coding region runs from base 160 to 414 and encodes 84 amino acids.